GAGCUGAGGGGUUUCUGUGUCGGCCGACCCUGACGAGGCUGCAGCAGACUGAGGAAAGCCUUCCUCGCCUCACCAUGGCUUACAGACAGCUGUGUCUGUUGCUGCUGCUGAGCAGCUACACGGUGGCACAGGGAAGCACUGACAACACUGAGCAAACAUCAGCAUGUCUAUUGGGAUCAAGAUUCAAGGUCCACAGGAAAUAUGUGUAUCAGUACACCACCGAGAGUCGGAACGGCGUGGUGGGCACCGCCAACCUACGAAACGGCCCUAAAGUCACCUGUCAGGUCGAGAUCGAAGUCCCCCAGAUGUGCAGGUUUAUCUUGCACACCAGACACUGCGCUCUCAGCGAGGUGUCCGUCAUGGAUCCGCAGGGCCAGCCGGUGUACGGGCCGGCGCCCGGCUCCGAUGCCUUCAAAGCCAGCAUGGAAAAGAAUCCCCUGAAGUUCAGCGUGGAGGAUGAAACCCACCUGCAGCUUUACCCUGAGACAGACGAAACGGUGAACAUCCUCAACAUCAAGCGAGGGAUUGUUUCUGCUCUCUUGGUGCCGCUUAUGGAAAAUGGACAGAGCGGCCUUGUGAGCACAGUGCACGGACGGUGUUCAACAACAUACGUGGUGAACUCUCAGCAGGACGUUGCCACAGAUGUGACGCUGUCCAGAGAUCUGUCCCAGUGUGACCAGUUUUACGGCAGGGAACUGACCAACAGCCCUCUGGCUCUGCUGCAAAAGCUGCAUAACCCUUUGUCCAAACUCAUCACAAGCAGUCAGAGCUGCAAUUACCUGUUUGAUAACAAGGGAAAGCACAUCACCUCAGCCAUGUGCACAGAAAGACACGUCUACCUGCCCUUCUCCCAUCGAGAGAAUGGAAUAUCUUCUGUGGUGACCCAGGAACUCAGCUUCCAAAGCGUGACAAGGCACAGCAACCGAGUAUUUGAUGUUGACCAGGACCAGGCCAAGUUCCUCCACUUUGAAGAACCUGAUGAUAAAGCUCCAGUCCAGACGAAGGAUGCUGUUCUGAGCACCUUUCAGGAGCUUGUGGCGUUGACAGGCACGGACCAGGGCCAGAAGAGGACCGGCCUCUUCUAUAAGCUUGUUUCUGGCAUGCGAGUCCUGAGAAAUGAGACCCUCAGCCAGACGGUCGCUGACAUGGCAGAUGUUUCACCCUGGCUCACCUUCCAGGCUCUGAUCCAGUGUGGAACUCCAGAGUGCACCAGCGCCAUCAUGCAGGUUAUCUGGACCAUCGAUGGGGUUUCUCUGGAAGUGGAUGCUCUGGUCUACGGGCUGAGUUUGCAGGCUGACCCUGAUGCUGCACGGGUCCGAGACAUGCUCAGUAUGGCUCAGUACAGACAGAGCAAAGCCAUCAUGUAUGCACUGGCGAACACAGUCAAGAAGUUCCAUAAAGGAGAAGUGACGCCAGUGGUCACAGAUGUGUCAAAGUUCAUGGAGAUGCUCCUAAAUGACUGCUCAGAAGACAUCCGAGACAUUGAAUCUGACUUCCCUCCAGAUCCUAAGGAGAUGUCCUUCCUUGUAUUGAGGGUUGUUGGUGUCAUGGGCCAAGCCAUGCAAGAUGUCAGUCCCGGCCUCAUUUCCGCUGUCCUGCAGUGCGCCAAGAAAACAGACAUAGCACUGUCAAAUCAAAAGGCAGCUAUACAGGCCCUCAGGUUGAUGGACAUUAACGAUGAGAUCAGGGCCGCUCUCAUGGAGGUGUACCUGGACCCUCAGAGCCCGGUGGAAAAACGCCUAGCAGCUUAUCUGGUCAUGAUGAAGAACCCGGACCAAACCCUCCUCAGAGAGGUUCUGACUAGUCUGAUGAAGGAGAAGGACGAGCAGCUCAGGAGCUUCGUGAUCUCCCACCUGAACAACAUCCGCGACUCUGAUGAACCACAAAUGCUUCAGCUCCAGGAGGAUAUCGAAACGGCCUUGCAAGGCAGCUUAUCACCCACAGACAGUGUCUUUGAGGGUUUGUCACGUAACUACAAAAUCAACUCCCCACUGGGCUUCUUACAAAGCAACAUCAUCCUCGAUGGAAAGGACACACUGCCGAAGGAGAUGAUGCUGGAAGCCACUCUGAAGGCUUUUGACUACAACUACGACCUUUUUGAGGUCGGUGUUGAAGGAAGAGGAUUUCAACCUACAAUUGAUUCUCUUUUUGGAGAGAAAGGUUUCUUCCCUGAAUCCAUCUCCAGACUCGUUUACCUGGCAGGCGACAGUGCUCCGAUGCUUAAAGACGUUCUGGACAAAAUUUCCCCUCGUCAAGACAGAAUGAAGAGACAGGUCUCAGAAGAUCACCUGAAAGGAAUCACAGAAAGUUUCCAGAAGCUUGUGAACAACGUGCGUUUCUCUCCAACCCCUGAAGCCACCGCCUACCUCCGGCUUCUGGGAGAUGAGAUCGGAUACUUGAAGACCAGUGAAAUGAGAAAAAUGUUCGAGACUCUAUUCAUGUACUACCAUGUUUACAUCAGGGUCUUACCUGCACAGGCCUUCUUUAAGCUGACGUCCAGCACUGAAAAUGAGUUUUUUUUCCACUACAUCUUCAUGGAGAAUGCCUUCUCUCUACCCACUGCUGCUGGAUUCCCUCUUAAAUUUUCUCUGUCAGGUCUGUUUGCACCUGGUGCCAAAGGAGGCUUCACUCCAUCAUCUAUGACUGACUUGUCCUUCAUGCCUUCAGUUGGGCUAGAAUUCAUCACCCAAAUGGGUGUACACAUUCCAGACUACGUGGAUGCAGGAAUUGAGAUGCACACUAAUAUGUACCAUGAGAGCUCUAUCAAUGCAAAGUUCAGUGUGAACAGAAACCAGGUUAAGCUAUCGGUCCCUGCUCCCAAGUCCAACUUCCAGCUGCUCAGCAUCAGCAACAAACUUUUGUCCGUCUCAGCCGGUCAAACAAAGAUUGUACCGUCUCUGGUGGAGGACCGGGUCGACUCCACUGACUGCCAGCCCCUGUUCAGUGGCCUGAAUCUUUGCACAAAAGUGCGCUACUCCAAUGCUACCUCUGUAGACCGGGCCCCAUAUUACCCCCUGAGUGGAGAAACCACGUUUGCCGUUGAAAUCCAGCCCACGGGGAAAGUUUCUGAGUACACUGCCACCAUCACAGAUGAAACACUCAGAGAGGGUAAAAAGGGUCGUAACAGAGUAGAGUCUCUGAAGCUAACCCUCAGGGCAGAAGGUGAAGAAUCAGUGGAGGCCUCAGCUUCUCUGAAAUACAACCACAAUAAAAACCUCAUCUCUGCUGAUGUUGUCGUUCCUGGCUAUGAUGUGGAAGCGGGCAUAAAGCUGGCGGUAACUGAUGGUGAUUAUGAAGGAAAGAAGAUGCGAGGCAUCACCAUUGAUGUUACCAACAAGAACAUCCCACAGCUGACCCUUGUUGGACGUGUGAGACUGGACCAGAUGAAAGAGGCCAUGCUGCAACUCCAGAUGGAAAUUCCUUCUCUGAAAACUGACGCAUCCGUCACUGCAGUCCUGAAGAGGGACGAAGACGUGCUCCUGGACUUUGAGACAGUUGUUCACAUCCCUGAGAGCUCCUACCAACACUCAGCCUCUCUAAAAUAUGAUGAUGACAAGUUUGAGGUGGAACUGAAAACGGACCUGAACUCUGACAUACAGAAACUGAUUCCAAGUGCAGAGGAGCAUCACAGACAACUCCAAAAGCUCAUUGAUGACAUCCUGGACCAGAAGGUGGCGAAAACCGACAUGAAGCUGCGCCACAUUGUUAGCAAGGGGAUUGUGGCAGGCAACAUUUGGUUGGACAAGCUGACUGAACGCUUCCCUUCUCUGGCAAACCUUCGAAGCAAAAGGAGCCUCUCAGAUCUCACUUUGCCAGCACUGCCUGAAAAACUGUUUCUGCACUCUGACAGUUUGCUGCGAUACCAGUUCAACAAGGAUAAGAUCAUCAUCUCUCUUCCUCUUCCACUUGGAGGCAAAAAUUCAGAGGAGAUGAACAUCCCUAUGAGUCUGUCUCUGCCUGCCAUUAAUUUACCACAGAUUGGCCUGAAUAUCCCUGCCAACAAGUAUUCACUGCCUUCCUUCACUGUACCACCAUCUUUGGAUUUCACUGUACCCCUGCUUGGCCUGGCUGAAGCAUCAACCAAGAUCCAGAGCAACCUUUACAGUUGGGAAGGCUCCAUCUCGGGGGGUAACGACACUGUUGAUGUUCCCAGCUACAUUGUACAGUACAAGGCUGUGGCUCAGUCGCCGUUAAACCUCCUGUCAUACAAACUAGAAGGGAUCGGGAUGAUAUCAGGACGACCUGAUGAUAAUCUCAAGUAUCUUCUGAAUAGCUCCUUCAGCCACAGCCUCAUUGACACAAGCUUCAGUGUCUUAGAAACCUUAAGAGUGUCAAACAAAUUAAAUGCAAGAGCCAAUUACAAGUUUGAGGCCUCUAGUCCGCUAGGUCUGCACACCUCACUCUACUACUCUGCUCAGUCAACUUCCACUCCAGAUUCAGAUGAAGUCUCAGGAGACGGCACUGUGGAUGGACUACUUAAGUUUGGCUCAUUCCACACUAAUACGUCUUACACUCACAGCUACAACCUACGUCCACUGGAUCGAGAAGGCAGAGGAGAGUCCACCAUGCACUUUGAUUCUCCAUUCAUCCAGUUUCACAACAUGAUCCAAGGAGCCUAUGCAAACUCUGAGUUGAAUGUCAUAUCUAAAACCACUGCCAUGAGGGACAUCUUCAAGCAUGUGGCAGAGCUCAAGUAUAAAGAUGCACAACUGACGUUAAAGUGCAACGCUGUCGGCACAGUCAUGGAUAAAUCAUUAAAUAACAAAGUUGAGCUUGGUGUAUCAAGCCAAAUGUCCAUCCUUAGAAUCGAAUCCCAGGCGGACGAUGACACAAAUAGGAUAUACUCGCUUAUAACUGGAUCCCUGGAUUCAAACGGGCUCGAGGUGAACUCUGAGGGCUCCCUCACCUUUGACGCAGGUCGUGCAUUGCAUAAAGCUACUGUAAGAGCUGGAAGAGAUGGUCUAACCUUUGGUGGAACAAACAACAUCCAGUGCAGCCCUGUCACCAUGGAGAACAUCUUCAAUGGUGCCAUAGACAUCAACGGAGCAUCGUUGUCUUCCACCACCAAGGCGAUGGCAGAGGAGAGCAGAGGACAGCUGAACAUUGAGGGUAAAAUCACAGCCUCUGAAGCCUCUUUGAACGGUGAACUCAAGGGCCACUCCUAUGAUGCAACCACAACAAACAUCAUGAAUAUUGUAUUAAACAGAAGAGCUCUGACUUUUAAUGGUAACACAAAGGGAACUCUGAGGCAAAUAAAAACAGAAAGCAGUCACACACUCAUCCUGACUUUGUGGACAUUUGACCUCAAAUCCAACACUGACAACUUCAUCUGUGAUGAUAUUUACUACAAACAACACACUAAAAUUAAUAUGAAGCCAUUUGUUAUGGCUCUCGACAUGACCAAUGACCUCAAGCUUUAUGACCUCAGUAUGAACAACGAAGGCCACUUGAAGCUUGAGCCAGUUAAGGCGGAUCUCAGUGGAAGUGUGAUGGGAGCCUACGGAGACAAACACAACAUCAAACAUACCUAUGAACUCACCUAUAAUGAGAUGGCUGGCUCAGUGAAAUACAGUACAUCUGGAACUGUAAUGGAUGCCCAGUUAAGCCACAACUGUGAACUUGAAUUUGCUGGACUUUCUUCAACAUCAAAAUGUGACGCGCGUUUAAAUUCUGAACCUCUACGCUUUAAUGGUUCCGUUCGCACCAUGGCGCUGCCUUUCAGUCUGAACAUUGAUGCUCUUGUGAGCAGUGAUGGAAAAGUAAAUUUACUUGGAAAGCACACUGGACAGCUGUACAGCAAGUUGUUGGUUAAAGCUGCACCUCUUGCUCUUGCAUGUUCACACGAGUGCCGAGUCUCAACAACACAUACACUUCCAAGUGGGGAGUCUUCCACUAGUUUGGAAAACAAAUUUGAGGGUCUACUGACUCCAAAGGACCAAUCUUUGGAUUGGAAAGUCAACUCCAAAAUGAACAACCAUGGUUAUGAACAGGACUUGAGUGCUUAUAAUGGCCCUGAAAAGGCUGGAAUUGAGUUUUCAGGAGUAAUGCAAACAGACAUUGUCAGCAGAUACAAGAGAUCAACACCAGAAACAGAAAAAUUCAGUGUGGCUGGUUUUCUAAAGUAUGACAAGAACAGUAACUGUCACAUUAUUGAGAUCCCAUUCAUUGAGAGCAUCCCUGUUGCUUUUGAGCAGCUAAAGAGCACACUUGUGCAAGCCUUAGAGUCCUUCCAACAGUUCAUCCACAAUUUAAACAUAAAUCAGCUAAUCAAAGACUUCAGAGACAACAUUGAUCAGGUCCCAAUUCACGUGAAGAACUUUAUGCAAAUAAUGGACUUAGAAAACAAGGUGAAUCAAGUAAAAGAUAAAUUGGAUUAUUUCAUUGCUGAAUUUGCUGUAACGAUGGGAGAUUUUGAGCUUGCAAUGGAGAAUCUGAGACAGAAUGUGGAAGCUACGGUAAUGGACAUAGUUACCAAAGUUCGAGACCUCAUCUCUACAGUGGAGGAACAUAUAAAAGCAGGACAUCUCGCCGACAAGAUCACCAAUGUACUUACAUAUAUUGGAGCUCAGCUUCAGGCCUUUGAAGAGAAGUAUAAAAUCAAGCAGUCAUUUGUCAGAGCGCUUAUUGUCUUGGAGGACGUCAUCAGACAAAUUGACUUACAGAAACUUAAGGAAAGCAGCGUCGCAUUCCUGCAAGAACUUGAUUCUAAAUAUGGGAUCAUGGAGACGAUCAAAGAGAAACUGUCUGAGCUGAAACAGGUGAUCCAGGACCUCAGUCCCAACCAGCUUUUAGAAGAUGUGAAGAAUUACCUCCUCUCAUUCGACUGGGCUUCUUACAUUGAGCAGCUUUCCUAUCAAAUCCCAGCCUCAGAGAUUGCAAAAGUGUUGGAAUCAAUGAAAGACGUCAUUGUCAAUUGGAUUGACGAAUAUGAAAUCCCCCAAAAAAUUAAUGCAGUUAUCGACUACUUCAAGGCUUUCAUUUUAAAACAUGAACUUGACAUUAUUUCCAAAGAUUUAAUGGAUCAGGCAGUGACUCUUGUCAAGGAAUUUAAAAUCGAGGAGACUGUCCAGUCAGUGGUAGACGCUUUAAAAUCAAUCAAAUUUGAAUUUGUUUAUGAUAAAAUUAUUAAAUUUUUGCACACUGUGAAAAAUCAACUCCAGGCAAUCGACUUUAAGAAAAGCAUUGGUGACAUUAAUGAGCAUAUUUCUUCAACACUUGAGUUAAUGAAGGAAUUUGACUACAAUGCAUUUGUUGAUGAGACUAAUGUGAAGAUUGCCCAGCUAACAAAAUAUAUCAAUGAUGAGAUAGAGAAGUAUGAGAUUGUGCAAAAGAUUGAGGCUCUCAGGGAGUUUUUCAGAGAAAUCCAAAACUCCAUCUUUAAGUAUCUGGAUGAACUAAAAAACACCAAAGUGGCCGAUGCUCUAAAAAAACUGAAAGAAGUGAUCGAUACUGCAUUUUAUAAUGACAUCAAACUCAAAAUGCAGGACAUCCUUGAGGACAUGAGGCAAAGAAUUCUUGACAUGGAUAUCAGAAAUGAAAUUUACAUCCACCUGCAGAGAAUAAGUGAAUCCUACAGCAAUAUAGUUGCCUACAUUUCUGCACAGUUUACCCAGCUGAUGGAAAAAAUCAGUGAAAUGGCCAAUAACAACAAGAUCAUCAACCAGAUUAAACAAGCUGUAAAUGGAGUUUUGGAUGAACUACAACGAGCUGAGAUUGAAUUUCCCACUUUUACCGUCCCUCUCACUGACCUGGAAAUACCAGCGUUUACAAUCAACCUGAACAAACUGAAGGACAUACAAAUCCCAGCUCAAAUAUCUGUUCCUGAAUUUACCAUCCUCGACUCGUACACAAUUCCUGCCUUUACUAUAGACUUUGAAGAGCUUAAAGCUAAAAUAGUUGCAAUCAUAGAUGACAUUAAAGCAUUUGAGAUCCAAACUCCUGACCCAGUGGAAAUCUUUGGUGACCUGAAAGUCCUCUACCUAUUUAAAUUGCCAGACCUCACCCUUCCAGAAAUAACUCUUUUAGAAAUAAAAUUCCCAGCCAUCAGCAUUCCCAAAUUAAACAUGGAGGACUUUGAAAUCACAAUGCUUUCAAUUCCAGACAUAACGCUUCCAGAAAUUCCCAGUGACGUUUGCAUUCCAGCUUUUGGAAAACUGCAUGGAGAAUUUACCAUCACCUCCCCACAGUACACUCUUGUAACUACAGGGAAAAUUGAAAACUCAACAUCCACUCUGAAAAACCCACAGUUCACAGCCACCAUUGCCUCCCAUGCUAAAUCACCCAUUGAGCCUCUGGAAUUCACUUUUGAAGCCAAUGCUCAGCUGGAAGCUCCCAAAAUGAAGAAGCUGCUCUUCAAAGAGACAGUGAAGGCGACACACAUGGCCUUCGCCAUCAAUCAUGAAGGAUCACUGACAUUCACUGGCUCCUCAGUUGAGGCUUCUGCCAAAACUACCGCCAAGGCCACAACCCAAAUGUACACAGCAGAUCUGACCAGCAACAUGGCCCUUUCUUUACAGAAUGGAUUACAUUCAACGAUAGCAACAACCUACAGCCACAACUUGGACAUCCCAUCAAUGGAAACUUCUAGUCAGGUGUCUAUUAAACAUAACAUAGCAGCCUCAAAGGAAUCUGGUAAAAUUACUGUGACCGGCCAAACUAAUAGUAAUGGAAAGUGGUCUGUUAAAGACUAUUCUGAUGAAGGUACACACAAAAGCAACAUAGAAUUCACUGUUGACUUCAGCACUGCAAAGCUGACUUUUGAAGGAGAAACAGGCUGUAAGGCCCUAAAAAUGAAGCAAACACUGUUUGCCGAGUCUGUGAUCUUAAGCCACAUCAUUGUAGACGCAACAUGUGAAACGGAAACUCCGUCCAUCAAGAAGAGUAUUAUGGUUCUGAAUGGAGAGGCUCAUAUUGGAGACUUGAAAGCUGUGCUGACAGCCUCUCAUAGCGCUGAAUUCACUGAAAGUCUGACAGGAUCUGUUUCUAAUUUGCUUGAAUUUAAGGCCCAUCCAUUUGAGAUUAUCCUUGAUGUUAAAAAUAAAGUUACCUCCAAACUUUUCUUCCCCCUAAAGCUCACCGGUAAGGUGGAUCUCCAGUAUGAUUACGGUGUUGUACUGAACUCUGAGAAACAACGUGCCUUUUGGGUUGGUUCAGCCAGAUUCAACCAGUACAAGUACAGCCACAACAUCACAGCUGAAAACAACGAAAUGAACAUACUCUUCCACUCUUCUGUCAGCGGAGAAGCUAAUUUGGACUUUCUGACUAUUCCUCUCUCUAUUCCAGAAAUGACCAUACCUCAUCUUGAAACGAAGACUCCUGAGGUCACAGACUUUUCUCUGUGGGAACAUACUGGAUUAAAAUCCUUGCUUAUUACUCCUCAACAGUCAUUCGACAUGAACCUGAAGCUUCAAUACAGCAAGAACCCCGAUAUGCACAGCUUUGAGUUGCACCUUGAACCAAUCUACAAUGCAAUAAGUGACAAUGCCAAAAUAUUACAGAUUCAGUUUGAGGUGUACAGAGACAAAGUAGUUGCAUUUUUAAAAGAUUCAUACAAUGAAGCAAAAUCACAGUACAUCAAACACAAAAUAGACACGUCUAGCUUGCCUCCUAGGAUCUUCAGAGUCCCUGGAUACACAAUACCAGUUCUGAACAUACAGGUAUCUUCUUUCAGUGCCGAGAUGCCGGCCUUUACUUACUUUGUACCCAAGGAGGUCAGCACACCAAGCUUCAAAGUUCCAGCGCUUGGUUUCUCUGUGCCAUCCUACACACUUGUGCUGCCUUCUCUGAGGUUACCAGUCCUUCAUGUUCCAGACACGUUAAGUGAAAUAAGGCUGCCUGCUUUCACUCUACCAGCCGUUCAGGACAACAUCGUGAUCCCAGCAAUAGGCAACAUAACCUGUGACUUCUCCUUCAAAUCCACAGUGAUCACUCUAAGUGCUAAUGCUGGCUUUUACAAUGAGUCGGACAUUGUUGCACGCUUUGGUGCCUCUUCAGUGUCUGUGUUUGACACUUUGAAUGGAAAAAUCGAUGGCACCACUAGUUUGACAAGAACAAGGGGUCUAAAACUUGCAACCAUUGUGUCCUUGGAGCAUAAAUAUAUAGAAGCAAAUCAUGAAUGUGCUGUUAGUCUCAACAAGAGGAGCCUGGAAGCUUCUAUAGCCAAUAGUGCAAAGAUAGAUUUGCCUUUCCUCAAACUAGAAUUCAGUCAAGAGCUCACAGGCAAUACUAAGACAAAGCCAAACGUUUCCUCCAAGAAAAAACUGAGGUACAUGUUUAAUAUUCCUCUGGUUGAAUCAGUAGGCAAAGGAAACCUUGACAUAAACUGGGAACUCGAAACUCUUUUGUCUCAUGUAUCCCUGGAGAUGUCUACCGAAGGAAAGUCAGACAUAACAAUCAUGGACAACAACUUCGUUGGAGAUCUGUUGAAUAGAGCAAAUUUCUAUCUUAAUGCUAACAGCCUGCGUUCAACAGCUACGACUGCCUUGAAAGUAAACAUGGACGAACAGGAGAAACAAAAACGGAGCUCAGAUAACAACUUCCUGUUUGAUUUGGACAACAACCUGGCUCUUGAGGUUUCAUUGCGGCGGGUGUUUGCAACAUUUGAUUACACAAGCAAUAACAUUGUAGAUUUGGCAUCUUUGGAAACAAAUGGAAAACACUUGUUUAAGGGAGAACUAGAUUUUGUUCCUUUAACAGCCUUUAGGACCACGCUGAUGACUGAGGCUAGUCAGAUGAGUGGUUUGGGUAAUGCUGAGAUCGUUCACAACAUCAACCUAGCCAUUGGCUAUGAGAAGCAGACCUUUUCCUGGACUGGAAAGGAACAACUGGGAUCUUUCACCCAAGCUUGUGAUUUGUCCUUUUCCAACGAUGAAUCUGAGAUCCGUAUGGACUUGGCUGGAUCGGUGGAGGGUCAUCUGGCAUUCUUGAAGUCAAUCCAACUUCCUGUUUAUCAGAGAUUCAUGUGGGAUGUGCUCAAAUUUGAUGAGGUCACAAGGAUGGACAACUUGCAAUCCUUUAAGAUCUCCUCCAGUGUUGUAUACACAAAAAGCAUGGAUGGCUAUGAUUACGCAAUUCCAACUAAACUAUUUGAAAAUGGAGUCACUUUUAGCAUCCCUGAGAUAAGCAUUGCAAUGCCUUCUUGGGUAAAAGAGAUUCCUCAGACAAUCAAGAAUAUAGAUAUGCGUUUUGAAAACGUUGAUGUUCCGGACCAUCUUACUCUUCCUCCUGAAAUCUCAGUCCCAGCCUUCGAGGUGCCUUUUACCAACUUACAUGUGGAGUCAUUUACAGUCGAUCCAAAGAACCUUGACAUCCCUGAAGUGAUCACCACAAAGGCUUUUGACAUCAUGCUUCCCGGCAUCCCUGUGAUAUCAGUGCCCAGUUACGACAUUAACACGAAACACCUGCAGGGUAAAAUGUCAUUCCUGUUAUUCAAAAUCCCACAAUAUGAGAUCACGAUGUCCUCUUUCAUGCUACCAACAUCCUUCACCAUUGGAGAGCACACCAUCAGUCUGAAUGACAUCACAAACCAGAUUUCAAACUUCCAAUUCCCAAACAUCAUUAUCCCGGAGCAAAAGAUUGAAAUCCCUGAAACAGCCCUGUACCUACCCUCUAGUGUAUUCAUCCCAACUUUUGGAGCCCUCAGUGCCACUCUGAAUGUUUCCACCCCAAUUUAUAAUGUGUCAACAUCUACUAAUAUGGAGAAGAAGAACUCUAACCUCAUAACUUCGCUCUAUUCCUUCUGUACUUCCACCAUGAUCUUCCUGGAAUAUGAACUCACAGCUAAAGCAACCCUUGGAUACGAUAAUGAAGUGCUUAAUCUGAAUGGGAACUGUAAAUUGGCUCAUAGUGACAUAAAUGUCGACUGGCAACACAUACUGACACGUAGCUUGAGAACAAAGCGCCAAGUCUCUCGAGGUGAUUCAACAAACCAGGAGUCUCGUCACACUCUCAACAUUGACGUCACCAGCCGAUCAUUCGCUGAUGUCAGUUUCCGCUUUGCUUCCCGCAAAGAUGGCAUCACUGCAUCGAUAUUGUCUCCAUCAGCUGGUUUCCUUGGGUUGCAUCUUCAGCGGAGGUCUCCUUCACAGCUGGUUGGAAAACUCUUCAGCCGCUACAUGUCCACUCCUGAUAAGGACACUAAUGUUUUCACUGCAAAAGCAUCGCUGAGAAACUCAGAGAAGUUGGUCCUUCAGACGUCGUGGAAUUGGGGCUUCUUCAAUGACCUGACCGAGGGCGUCAAGAACAAAAUCCCUGCAAUGACCAAUGCUGUGCUUGUGUGCAUUAACAAAUAUCACACCGCACACUUUGGCUUCGAUCUGAACCGUGGCAGCAUGAAAUUAAAGAGCUCAGUUUCUAAUGUCAUAGAGAGGGCCUUUCACAAGGUUUCUAUGUAUUUUACUGCACUGCGGGAUGUUGUUCAAAUCCUCGCUCGUCAAGGGAAGGAUAUAUACAGCAAGGCUUCGGAUGUCCUUAUGUCCAUGAAUGUGCAGGAUCUCACAGACAUGGCAGUCCACCAGCUGAAGCAGGUCAUUAAUUACACCCAUGAUAGAAUUAAAGUCUUAGUAGAUGCAGUCACACAAAUCUUAAGUGGCAGAAAGUUUACCGUUCCUGGAUCAGACAGGAAGCUCACCAUCAUGGAGAUGUUUCAGAGAGCUCAGCGGUCCAUUUCAAAAGCUACAGACCGGGCUAUCCAACGGUUCUUCACCCUCAUGGGGAAGAUUUCUGCAUUCAUCAGGAACACUGAGUUCACCAUACUGGGAACUGAUGUCGUUGUAAAUGGAGAUGAGAUCAUGGAUAAGCUGCAGUCGUUCCUAGAAUCUGCAUAUGGUAAAAUUCAAGUUUCCAUGAGAGAAGGGGUCAGUUUGCUUUACAAGGCAGUCAACGGCGUUUUCCAGAUAAUCGCAGAGAAAGCCGAAGAGCUCCUCACCUACCUCAAGGAUAAAAACUUGGAGAUGACUCCAACGGUCGAUAACGUUUAUGCUGAGGUUGUGCAGUCCUCGCGGCAGCACUCAGAGGAAGCAAAGAGAUGCGUGGCUGAGUACAAAGACCUGGUCAAGCUGAAGAUCCACCAGGUUUAUAAUUCUGUAAAUGUGGAGCUCGUUAACAGCAGAACCAAAGAGUUCAUCAGCAUUUUACAGUCUAAUCUGUCUGAAGCAUUUACUGAUAGCGUAGAUCUGAUGAAACGGGCAUCUCAGAGCACAGCUCCGUACGUUAGAGUCAGCAACGAGAAGGUGGACGUUGAAAUUCCUUUACCGUUCCUUUGGAAAUCCUUCAGCGAGUGGCCGACUCAGUUCAGACAGUAAAGUCAGCCUCGGCUUCCUGAGCGCGCCCGUUCUGGCUGCAAGAUGUUCAGUCACGCAUGUCUGAGUUUAAUGACUUUUCAUUUGAUGUCAGUUUAUAAAAAAAGUUUAAAAGUUGUUUUAAUUUAAUUAAAAAACACACUUUUUUUUCGGGUUGGCUGAUUUCUAUAGUUUUACAACCCACCAGAGUCUCACAUGUAUGUUGUUGUUUAUUGAUGGUAUUUCAUUAAAGACUCAUUUCUGUCUGUCACAGCUUCAUUAUUUCCUAUAAGAACAGAACAGAAAACAUUGAACACCCAUGAAAGAGUAAAAGAAAAUGAAGAAUCAUUGUUUAGCAGCAGGUUGUUCUUCUUCAUCACCCUGUACAUUCAUCACAUGAGAAAAAAUAAAUAAAUACUGUGCCACGCUGACAUAAAUAAGACUAUUGAACAAGGACUUAGCUUUGA
Messenger RNA from Melanotaenia boesemani (Boeseman's rainbowfish), 13744 nucleotides. It is a transcript of the gene apoba, whose product is annotated as apolipoprotein Ba. Gene Ontology annotation, biological process: triglyceride mobilization; cholesterol homeostasis; cholesterol transport. Lineage: Eukaryota; Metazoa; Chordata; Actinopteri; Atheriniformes; Melanotaeniidae. Gene Ontology annotation, cellular component: low-density lipoprotein particle; mature chylomicron; very-low-density lipoprotein particle. The coding region runs from base 75 to 13301 and encodes 4408 amino acids. The transcript has 29 exons. Gene Ontology annotation, molecular function: cholesterol transfer activity; low-density lipoprotein particle receptor binding. The record is from RefSeq and is a predicted model, not a curated record.